AUGGCGGUACCCGCCUUAUCCGGUCAGGCUGUGACGCUCCUCUGCGGUCUCUUGUGCCUCUAUGUCUUCAGGAUUAUCACGACGUAUGUCAAGUUGAUGCAGUUCCGGGGACCUCCGGGGACCGGCAUCUCGAACUGGCCUCAUAGUAUGGCGAUGCUUCGGGGCAAAUGCCACGAGUGGUACGCAGAAGUCAGCAAGAAACAUGGUCCGAUCGCCCGUGUCGCACCCCAAGUGCUGAUCACAUCGUCUCCAGAAGUUUGGAUGCACGUAAACAACAAGCCUGGCUACAAGCGCUCCGAUUGGUACUACAAAGCCGCACGAAUCGAGUACCGGAGGGACAAUGUCUUCAGUCAGACUGAUAACGCGAAACACGCGGAACGGAGGAAGCAGAUGGCUCCAGGGUAUUCCGGAAGGGAGAAUAUCCAGCUUGAGGGGUCUAUAGAUGAACGACUUCAAGAUUUCUUGAACCUCAUCCGGUCCAAAUAUAUCUCGUCCGACCGCCGUGUUGUCCCCAUGGACCUAGCGAAAAAGGUUCAAUAUUUUACACUCGACGUCAUUAGCAGCGUGGGCCUUGGCAAGGCGUUCGGCAUGUUGCGUAGUGACCAUGAUGUGGACGACUACCUGCAAUCCAGUGAGCAGGGACUUGCUAUCGGCAAUACCGCCCUUGCUAUUGGCUUCAGCUGGAUCACCCAAAUGCCCUUCAUCGGCAGGUUUAUUGCACCUUCGCCUAAGGAUAACAACGGCUUCGGUAAGAUGAUGGCCACAUGCUUCCGCUUUGUUGAAGAGCGCGCUGCGGGCCCCACAAACGAAAAAUCCGAUAUGUUAGCCUCCUUCAUGCGCCACGGUUUAGCGGGUGACGAACUGCGCACGGAGGCCCUAGAGCAAAUCAUUGCGGGCUCCGACACCACUGCUAGCGCCAUCCGUGGCACCCUUCUGUACCUCAUGACGAAUCCCCGUGUCUACCUCAGGCUACAGCGCGAGAUUGACGAUGCCGCGCGCAGUGGUCGAGCUCCGAGCAAGGACGAAGGUCUUAUUACUGCCGCCCAGGCUAGGAAUCUCCCAUACCUCCAGGCCGUGAUCCGUGAAGCUCUGCGAGUCUGUCCGCCUGUAACGAACAUCUUCCCGCGUGAUAUCCCGCCAGGUGGUGACACUCUUAUCGUCGACGGCGAGAGCGUGUUCUUACCGGGCGGCGCCUGCAUCGGGUACUCGGCAUGUGCUAUGCACCAGAGCGAGAAGAUCUAUGGCCAGGAUGCAGAGGCUUUCCGACCCGAGCGGUGGCUCGAGUCGGACCCUGCCAAGUUGGCUGUCAUGGUUCGGACCAACGAACUCAUAUUCGGUCACGGCAAAUUCCAGUGUUUAGGGAAGACAGUGGCCCAAAUUGAGAUUGGAAAGACGAUAUUCGAGCUGUUGCGUAACUUCGAGCUGGCACUUAUCAGUCCCACGCGUCCCUGGGAUGCACGGAACUACCUUGGGCUUUUCGCAAUUUCAAAUAUGCAGGUGCAAGUGAUGGAGCGAGUGCCCUGUUCUCCUUGA
Molecule: messenger RNA, 1533 nt
Organism: Penicillium mononematosum
Lineage: Eukaryota; Fungi; Ascomycota; Eurotiomycetes; Eurotiales; Aspergillaceae
Product: cytochrome P450
Exons: 4
Coding region: 1-1533 (510 amino acids)
Molecular function (GO): oxidoreductase activity, acting on paired donors, with incorporation or reduction of molecular oxygen; iron ion binding; heme binding
Source: RefSeq, a predicted model, not a curated record